Molecule: messenger RNA, 1455 nt
Organism: Chaetomium globosum CBS 148.51
Lineage: Eukaryota; Fungi; Ascomycota; Sordariomycetes; Sordariales; Chaetomiaceae
Exons: 3
Coding region: 1-1455 (484 amino acids)
Molecular function (GO): aldehyde dehydrogenase (NAD+) activity
Source: RefSeq, a predicted model, not a curated record
AUGGCAGAAGCGGCCCCUAUCCGUCCCCGGAUGCUCAUCAAUGGAGAGCUUGUCGAGGCAUCGGAUGGCAAGACCUUCACAGUUUACAACCCAGCAACACAGGAAAUCUCAGCCCAUGUCCCCGAAGCGAGCGCCGAUGAUACUAAUGCCGCCGUGGCAGCGGCAAAAGCAGCAUUCCCGUCUUGGUCAGCCAUUGGAGGGUCACAGCGAGCCGUGCACUUGAAGAAGCUAGCGGCCCUGAUCCGGGAAAACAAAGAUGAGCUUGCGCGACUGGACGCUAUUUCAAUGGGCAUGCCUGUCUCGACUCACCACUACGCUCAUACCGCCUCCACUAACUUUGAUCACUACGCCGAGGCCUGGGGGAACAUCCAGGGGCAGGCGAGUGUCAAUACGCCUGGGCUUGUUACCAUGACGCUCCGGCAACCCUAUGGGGUCGUGGCGCUCAUCAUCCCCUGGAACGCCCCGAUCCACUUUCUCGCCUCUAAGGCUGCGCCCGCCCUCAUCACAGGCAACACUGUGGUACUCAAAUCCAGUGAGAAGGCGCCCCUGUCUUCUGCCCGCAUUGCCGAGCUCGUCAUCGAAGCGGGGUUCCCACCAGGCGUCUUCAACAUCAUUUCUGGCCACGGUCUACCCUCGGGGCAAAUCCUAUCCCGCCACAUGGACGUCCGCGCUCUGAGCUUUACGGGGUCAAGCCGUACAGGCAAGCUGAUCCAAGAAGAGGCGGCGCGUACCAACCUCAAAAAGGUCAUUCUCGAGCUGGGCGGCAAGUCACCCGCCCUCGUCUUCGAGGACGCCAACCUCGAAAAGGCCGUCGCCCAGACGCAGUUCAGCAUCCAGACCAACAGCGGGCAGGUCUGCAUGGCCAACUCGCGCAUCUACGUGCAAAAGAGCAUCGCGCCGCAGUUCAUCGAGGCCUUCAAGACCAAGUUUGCAGGUGCCCGCGCCGGGAAUCCCCUGGAUGCAGAAACCAAGCACGGCCCGCAAGCCGACGAAGUCCAGUAUCGCAACGUGCUGAACUACAUCGAGGAGGGCAAGAAGAGCGGCACGUUGGCGCUAGGCGGCCAAGGAACGUUUGAGAGCACCAAGGGCUUCUUCAUCCAGCCCACCGUGUUCCUGGAUACCCCCGAGACGGCGCGCAUCACCAAGGAGGAGGUGUUCGGCCCCGUGGUAAUCAUCAACACGUUCGAGACCGAGGCCGAGGCCAUUGCCAAGGCCAACGAUACCGAGUUUGGGCUAUAUGCGUCCGUAUUCACGCGCGAUGUCGGCCGGGCGAUGCGGGUGGCCAAAGCGUUGGAGAGCGGGUAUGUUGGCAUCAACUGCACCAGCCCUUUGACGGGGUUGGAUCUGCCGUUUGGAGGCUACAAGAGCAGUGGUCAGGGCAGGGAGGGGUGGUUGUACAGCAUGAACAACUUCCUGGAGACCAAGAGUAUUAUUAUGAGGAUAGAUGAGGAUUAA